AUGAAAUCGGUGCUGGAAGAGUUCGGAUUCGAAGUGUCUGCUAUGGCCACCUCUCCUAGUACGCCUGCUGCAACGGGGCAGCAAGACCCUGGGGCGGCGGAAACCGCAGAAGAUGAAUCCUGGCACACCUUCAACUUGGUUGCGUGGACUGCCUGCUCUGCUGCCUCCGGCCAGUCUGCGGCCGACUGGGAGCAGCGGGCCAAGGUUUAUCUCCAGAGUUGCAAGAAGUGUCAGCUGUCGAAGCGGAACGGAGAGACGCCUGCGGUCGAGGUGGAUAUGACUAGCGAGGCCGAGGGAGCGGCAAAAGCCUCCUCGAAACACCUUGUCAUCGCGGGGACUACCGGAGAGGUGAUUCUAGAGGGCAGACGGAGAGCAACGCUCGCGGUCCGCGGUAUGAUAUGUGCCGUCUGCGUCAAUGCCAUUACGGACGAGUUGGGCUGGCUGGAGGGGGUUCUGGACGCAGUGGUGAGCCUUGUGUCGAAUAGCGCGAUGGUUACGUUCGACGGCGGCAAUGCUUGGGUGCUGCAGAUUGUCGAGGCUAUUGAAGACUUGGGCUACGAGGCGACCGUGGAUAACGUCACCAACCUUGACGAGCAGGGAAUCGUCGCCACCGAGGAGCGCAUUGUCGAUAUCAAGCUAGACGGCAUCUACUGUCCUAAAUGUCCGUCCCGCGUGGCCCGCAGCCUAGCUGGAUUCCGGCGGCAGCUUGCCAUUGUCGUGCGCUACCUGCCCGAUGCGCCGGGCUUUACGGUAUGGCGCAUCAUCGAGGCCAUCGAGGCAAGCGACGAGGCUAUUAGAGCGUCUGUGUACUAUGCGCCGACCAUUGAGGAGCGCUCGCGGCAGAUUAGGCGCUGCUACCAGCGGCAGCUGCUGUACUGUGUGAUCUUAACAGCCGUUAUCUGCAUCCCGACCUUUGUGAUUAGCAUCGUGUAUAUGAACCUCCUGUUGGACUCCAACGCCGGGAAGAGCUACCUGAUGGCGCCGCUGGUGUCGGGCAUUGGCCGGGGGCAGUUUGCGCUCUUGGCUCUGGCGACGCCCGUGUACUUUUGCGCCGCAGACGCAUUCCAUGCCAAGGCUAUUAAGGAGAUCCGCGCUUUAUGGCGGUGCGGAAGCUGCACACCGGUGCUUCAGCGCUUCUACCGCUUCGGUAGCAUGAAUACGCUUAUGUCACUGGGAACCACCAUCGCCAACGCGGAUCUCUACUUCGACUUGGUUGUCUUCCUUACCUUCUUUAUCCUGCUGGGGCGCGUGAUUGAAUCUCUUAGUAAGGCAAGGGCUGGUGACGCUGUUGAGAUGCUGGGCAAGCUCUGCCCGACGACGGCGAUGCUCGUUGAACGGCUGAAUGACGGCGAGGAUGGGGACGAGAAGGUCUCCGUCGUCCAGGCUGACCUGCUCGACUUGGGCGACCUGGUCUGCGUGCUGCACGGCGGAUCCCCGCCCGGUGACGGCAUUCUUGUCCGCGGCGAUAGUACCUUUGACGAGUCCUUGCUUACUGGCGAGUCGCGGCCGGUGCGCAAACGGGCCCACGACUAUAUCUUCUCCGGUACGGUCAACAAGGGUGCCCCUGUGCUCGUCCGCAUUACUGGGGUUGCUGGCCGUUCGAUGCUGGACCAGAUUGUGGAUGCUGUGCGAGAAGGGCAGACGAAGCGCGCUCUGGUGGAGCAGAUUGCCGAUGUCAUGACAGCCUAUUUUGUACCGGCUAUUAUGCUGACAGCUAUCCUGACCUGGCUGACGUGGAUGUUGCUUGGCUGGGCUGGCUGUCUGCCUGUCGACUGGCUCGAUGUGACGUCUGGUGGCUGGGUGGCCUGGUUACUGCAGUUUGCCAUAGCUGUGUUUGUUGUUGCUUGCCUGUGCGGCCUGGCCCUCGCGGCUCCUACGGCGGUUUUUGUGGGUGGUGGCCUGGCCGCACGCUAUGGCAUCCUCGCCAAAGGGGGCGGCGAGGCGUUCGAGAAGGCCAGCAAGGUCGAUACUGUUAUGUUCGACAAGACGGGUAUGCUAACUCUCGGCGGUGAACCGAGCAUUACGGACGCGGAGUUCUACGUUGACGGCGACGAUGCUUGGAAGGCUACCCUGCUUGCGGCCGUCAAAGCCGUCGAGGAGAACAGCACCUAUCCCAUUGCUAAGGCUGUCGCUGUCUACAGUGCGUCGGAGGCUUCUGGCAGUGUGAUUAUUGACAAUCUUAACGAAAUCCCUGGUAAAGGUAUGGUAGCAACCUGCUUGAGUUUAGCCGCCGCUCCCGACACCCAGUUCGAGGUUCUUGUCGGCAGCGAGGCUCUCCUGGCAGAUUUCAGCGUAGACAUUCCGCAGGCCGUCAGCACAAUACUGGAGAGGUGGAAAACGGAGGCAAAAUCCAUUGCCCUGGUCGCCUACAAGAGAAUGCCCUCUCCGGGGACUAGUGACCCUCUGAAUCACCCAACACCGCACGUGCUCGCUGCCGCCUUUGCCAUCUCCGACCCGAUCCGCCCCGAGGCGCCCGCCGUCGUGCGUGCGCUGCACGCGCGGGGCGUGGCCGUGUGGCUCCUGUCCGGAGACAACGUACUGACGGCGUCGGCCGUCGCGGCUCGCGUGGGCAUCCGGGCUGAUCGCGUCGUCGCCGGCAUGCUGCCGACACAAAAGGCGGCGGCGCUGGAACGGCUCCGCCGAGGAACCGAGGCCGGGGGUGGGUCCGGGGCGCCGCGCCGCGUCCCUGUCAUUGCCAUGGUGGGCGACGGAGUCAACGACGCGCCCGCGCUGACGGCUGCCGACGUGGGCGUGGCUAUGGAGUCCGGCGCCGACGUGGCGCUAGGCGCCGCCGACUUUGUGCUGCUGCUCGCGGACCUGCGCGGCGUGCUCAACCUCCUGGGCCUCUCGCGCGCCAUCCUGGGACGCAUCAAGGUCAACUUCGCCUGGGCCGUCGUGUACAACAUCGCCAUCCCAAUCGCCGCCGGAUGCUUGUACCCCAUUGCAAACAAUGGUCAACACGUGCGCCUCGACCCCGUCUGGGCCAGCCUGGCUAUGGCGCUGAGCAGCAUCUCGGUCGUGACUAGCUCACUGGCGCUGAGGAGCCCGAUCCCAGGGCUGGGCUUUCGAGUCAAGCAGAUUACGGAUGAGAUUGCGGACAUGGCUUGA
Molecule: messenger RNA, 3108 nt
Organism: Ilyonectria robusta
Lineage: Eukaryota; Fungi; Ascomycota; Sordariomycetes; Hypocreales; Nectriaceae
Product: E1-E2 ATPase-domain-containing protein
Exons: 4
Coding region: 1-3108 (1035 amino acids)
Biological process (GO): copper ion homeostasis; monoatomic cation transport
Cellular component (GO): membrane
Molecular function (GO): ATP hydrolysis activity; P-type divalent copper transporter activity; ATP binding
Source: RefSeq, a predicted model, not a curated record